GGCUCCGCUGGCCGCCAGGAUGUGGCCCGAGUGCGCCUUCCCCAGCCCCGUCGCCGCCCUCCUGCUCCGGGCCUGCCUGCUGCUCCCCCCGGCGGACGCCUACAUCCACGCGGUGACGGAUCACAACUCCAGCAUGGACUUCUCGGACCUGCCCGCCCUCUUCGGGGCCCUGCUGCCCAGGGAGGGACUCGUGGGCUACCUGGUGGAGGCCAAGCCGAGCAACGCCUGUCAGCCCAUCGAGGGCCCCCCGGACUCCAGCAACGUCACACAGUUCAUCGCCCUCAUCCGCAGAUACGAAUGCAACUUCGACAUCAAGGUGUGGCACGCCCAGCAGGCCGGGUUCGACGCCGCCAUUGUCCAUAACACGGGCUCCGACGAACUGCUCAAAAUGGCCUGGAAUGAUGAGAGGAUCCGGGAGCAGAUCGCCAUCCCGUCGGUCUUCGUGGGGGAGACGGCCUCUGACUACCUGCGCUCCCUCUUCAGCUAUGAGAAGGGCGCCCACAUUAUCCUGAUCCCCGAGUACAUGUUCCCACUGGGGUAUUACCUCAUCCCCUUCACCGGCGUGGUCGGCAUCAUCAUCGCCGUGAUGUGCACCAUCCUGAUCAUUCGCUGUGUGCAGCACCGGAAGAGGCUGCGGCGUAACCGGCUCUCCAAGGAGCAGCUGAAGAAAAUCCCAGUUCACAAGUACAAGAAAGGGGACGAGUAUGACGUCUGCGCCAUCUGUCUGGAUGAGUAUGAGGAGGGCGACCGGCUGCGGAUCCUGCCCUGUGCCCAUGCCUAUCACUGCCGGUGCGUGGACCCCUGGCUGACGCGGACCAAGAAGACCUGCCCUGUGUGUAAGCAGCGGGUGCUGCGGACGGCCGAGGACUCGGACUCGGAGGGCGAGGGGCCCCCGCGGGGCGAGGAGGAGGAGGAGGAGGAAGAGCAGCACCACUCAGAGCGAACCCCACUGCUGGGCCCCUCCUCUGCCACCGGCCCCCCCUCCUUCGGCAGCAUGGCUGAGGUGCAGGGCCCGCCCUCUGGCGAGGAAGGCUCUGAGGAGGAACAGGAUGGGCCCCAGGGUGCCCCGCAGGGGUGGCCGCCUGAGGGCCAGGAGGGCAGCAUCCUUGUCUGACCCCCAGGAUGGGGCAGCUGGUUGGACUCCCCAGGGGACUCUACCCCCCCAAGCUUUCUUGGUAUUUUAAACUGUGCACAAAACAGGGCCCCCCGGUCGGGAUCUGGGCUUGGACCCCCUUCUUGUGGUGUGGGGUGACCCCCCAGCUCCCCUUCAGGCCUGCAGCCCCUACCCCGGGGCAGUGAUUAUGUGCCAAGGCUCCAGGGCUAUGGGACUCGGGGUGUCAGGGCCUUGGGGGGGAGGGCCUUUUGCACAGCUCAGGGUGGGAGGGGCAUGGUGG
Gopherus flavomarginatus (Mexican gopher tortoise) is the source of this 1394-nucleotide messenger RNA. It is a transcript of the gene RNF167, whose product is annotated as ring finger protein 167. Gene Ontology annotation, biological process: protein ubiquitination; ubiquitin-dependent protein catabolic process; positive regulation of DNA-templated transcription. The record is from RefSeq and is a predicted model, not a curated record. Gene Ontology annotation, molecular function: ubiquitin protein ligase activity. The transcript is spliced from 9 exons. The coding region runs from base 20 to 1114 and encodes 364 amino acids. Gene Ontology annotation, cellular component: cytoplasm; nucleoplasm. NCBI's taxonomy places the organism in Eukaryota, Metazoa, Chordata, Testudines, Testudinidae.